Messenger RNA from Poeciliopsis prolifica (blackstripe livebearer), 2532 nucleotides. RefSeq lists its product as uncharacterized. Gene Ontology annotation, cellular component: mitochondrial inner membrane. The record is from RefSeq and is a predicted model, not a curated record. The transcript is spliced from 5 exons. Gene Ontology annotation, molecular function: ribosome binding. Lineage: Eukaryota; Metazoa; Chordata; Actinopteri; Cyprinodontiformes; Poeciliidae. Gene Ontology annotation, biological process: inner mitochondrial membrane organization; protein insertion into mitochondrial inner membrane from matrix. The coding region runs from base 87 to 902 and encodes 271 amino acids.
GGGUGAAUUGCGUAAGGUUACCAUCGGCCGGAGAACCAGCGGAUGCGGGGAACGGUGAGCCGAUUCUUGGCCCAGUCGCCACCGCGAUGCAGCGGAUCGCCGGCCUCGCUGCACGCCGGGACCUCCGCAGCCUCGCAGCCGGGGCGCAGGCCUGGAGCAGCGGCUCCAUCUGCAGCAGGGAGCCGGCGUUCCGGUGCCAACAGCGGGGGAGAUUGUGUUCGGGUCCUGGGCGUCCUUUAGGCUCCGGACCCGGGCAGAGAUGCUUUGUGUUUGCCGGGGGUGGAUGCAGACUGUUCAGCUCCCGGCCAGGAGCCGAGGAGCCGCCGGGGAGCCCCGAAUCCCGGCCCCACAUCUCUGUGGUGGGCAUCCCGGACCCGCUCACCUGGAUCCGCUGUAGGAUCAUUACGCUCCUGAUUGAGCUUUACUUUGAGGUGGACAUCAACUCUGCAGAGUUUCACAGAGGAGUGAAGCAGGCUUUGGUGCAUGUUUCCAGCAAGAUGUCCAGAGGGAGAUACCACGAGCUGAAAGGGGUCGUGACCGACGAGAUGAGGGAAUAUCUGGAGGAGAAGUGCAAACCUCUCACGAAGGUGCAGAGGAGGCAGAUCGCCGUCAAAAUGGAGGACAUCAUAUUUGUGCUACCGGAGGACAUCUCGGUUGUCUUCGAUGAAUACGGUAGGAAGUUCUGCUUCGUUGUCAUGAGGCUUUGGUUCCUGUCGUCACACGAGGGUCCAGAUGACCCAGAGGGCACCAAAAUCUUCAAGGUGGCCUCUGGAGAAGACGGGAGCCCUCAGAAGAAACUGGCAACCGCAGUUUAUGAAUUCCACGGAGAGCUAAAACGAGGGACUUCUCCUGAUUGGAUGGUGACAACCGUCUGGCACUGGCACUGGAAAAUGGACGAGUAAAUUCACUUUGCAACAACGUCAGGAUCAAACCGGAGAACUGACUGCUGAAUUGAAAUCGUUUGAAACAACGCACAUGAAGCAGAUUUCACUCAUGGGAGAAAAGACUCGGCAGUUGUGGAAAAAUAUGUCAGGUUUUACAUAUCAGGACAUAAAAACAUCUUCAAAUUGUUUUAAAAUUUGGGUAAAUACAACCUCAGGUGAACAAUUUUAGGUGUAUUGCAUCAUUUUUACUAAAUGUUGGAAAAACAUAAUUAAUCACAGAUAAUAGAAUGGAAAAUCAUUUACUGUUAAAAAGUGUUGGAAAAUUCAGGUGUAACAACAAAUAUGCUUGUAAAUGGAAGCAUUAAUAUUGAAACUACGCGAAGAAAUAUAAAACCUGAACAUAUAGAUAUUAGAAAUAAAACUGGAAAAGGUUCUAAAAGGUCUCAAAUCACUUAAUUGAUUUUAGUUUUCAACAAAAGAAUUUAAAAAAUCUUUAAAUGAGUGCUAUUAUGUACUUUUGUAAAGCUUUAUGUCAUGUUAUAAUGUUACUGAGUGCAACUCUGACUCAUUCAUUGCACAGUUGAGAAAUCCUUGAAUUUUAAGGUAUGACUAUGAUGCAAAGUCAAAUUUCCUUUGAGUUGUUUUUGAAACAUAAAGCAUCUUCAUAGAACUGGAAAAAACAUACAGUAGUUACUUGACUGUGCUGUAAAAUGGCACAAUAUGAGUUUCUCUUUUGGUAUUUAGCCAAGUUUAUUAAAUUAAUUAAAAGCAGAUUUGGGUGAAGCAAAGUUCACUUUUGAGUAAAAGUCUGGUUCUUGAAAAGAAUGCAGAAAGCGAAUCCUUUGUACUGUAUCCAAUAUUUUACUUGUUUGUGAUGAUUUUAUCCUAAUUAACGAAAGAAAGUCUCCAUUUAUAUCAAAUACCGUAUUUAUGUGACUUAUACUCUGGUGCGACUUAGAUAUGUCUUUUUUUGCUUUAUUCUGCAUCUCAUGGCUGGUAUGACUUGAACUCCGGAGCGACUUAAAGUCUGGAAAAUACAGUACUUGCACUGGGGGCCAAAUAUGUGUGUUUCAGGAGGCCACAAAUGGCCCGGGGCCGCACUUUGGACACCCCUGAUUUAGCUGGUCUAAGGGUAAAAAUGACUCAAAGGAAACAACCUGCUGGUGUGACGGGACAGACACUGCAUCUGCAAAAAUUGAUCUGAAAAUGAAAAUUUUGUUCAUCUGUUGUUGCUUUUACCUUAUUUUAAAAAAGACUGCGUACUUUUACGUUCUCAUAUGCAAAGCUAAGCAUUGGACAUGGGUGAGCCUGCUGUAAGCAAACCCAUAUCCCACUUGAAUUAUUCCCUUGAUGCCUUCAACGCUCCAGAACUAAAUGUUGCCACAAACAGCUUUACCUCCACUCUUUUUAGUUAGUUGUUCUUUUUUUAUGACUUUACCAACAGAAACCCAUUUGACAUUUCAUCAGAUAAUUAAGUAUGUAAUCCCCAAAACAACCUGUAGAGCCAUAAACUGAAAAAAAAUCAACUGUCUCUUUUUUACUCCAUUCUGAAUGAUUUGGUUCAAACUAUUUCACAAAGUCUAGAAUGUGACUCAGGACAACUGAGUUUUAUUAUUUUGAAUAAAUAAAAUGCUUGAUCUAAACUGAA